Molecule: messenger RNA, 3727 nt
Organism: Rhodotorula graminis WP1
Lineage: Eukaryota; Fungi; Basidiomycota; Microbotryomycetes; Sporidiobolales; Sporidiobolaceae
Exons: 14
Coding region: 1-3555 (1184 amino acids)
Cellular component (GO): microtubule organizing center
Source: RefSeq, a predicted model, not a curated record
AUGGACUCGUCGCUCGCGUCGUCGACCGCGUCGACCCAACCUCGCCCGCGCCAGCCUCAUCGCCCCGCCGAUGUCACCCUCCCCUCGUUCGCCGCCACCUUCCGCAGCGCAGACUACGACCAACCCCCGCCGGGCAUCACCCACUCGGACUGGGCCCGCCUCGCCAACCCCUCGUCGAAUGCUGCCGCCGACGACCCGGACGACUCGUCGUCCCUGUUGGAUGAGCAGCCCUCGGCCGCCAGCGCCGACGACGACGACCGCGACUCGCCGCCCGCCCACCACCACCACCGACCGUCGACCGACCGCCGCACACCCACCUCGCGCGGCGCCCCGACCACCUCGUCUUCGUCGCGACCCGACGACUCGGCGUCGACCGCACCCACCCCGUCCUCGGCCGACCUCUCGACCGCCUCGACAGAGCUCUACGACCGCACCGAGACGACCCACCUCUCGUCGGCCCGCCUCGCGGCCGACUCGGUCGACCUCUCGUCGUCGACCCACCCCGACGACUCGAGCCUCGCCAACAACGUCUACGGCCCAGGCGCCCUCGGCGGGCGCCCGCGCGCCGGCAAGGCCCAACUGCGCGACACGCCCAAGGGCAACGCGCACGGCGCCGGGCAGAACAUGACCCUCCGCGAGCAGGAAAAGGUCAUCGACGAGCUCAAGAAGGACAAUUUUUCGCUCAAGCUCAAGCUCCACUUCUACGAGCAGCGCCUCGAGAGGCUCGCCCCGUCGUCGGUCGAGCAGGCCCUGCGCGAGAACAUCCAGCUCAAGGUCGAGUUCCAGACCCUGCGCACCGAGCUCAAGCGCUACAAGAAGCUCCUCCUCGAGGGCGACCGCGCCAUCCAGGCCCUCACGACCGAGCGCGACGAGCUCGCGCGCGGGUCUUCUGGCCGCCGGUCGUCGGCCGCCGGCGCCGUCGGCGGUCCGACCGCCCGCGAGCGCGACCUCGAGAAGCGCCUCCGCGAGCAGGAGGACGCGCGCGACCAGUGGGAGCGCAAGGCGCGCGAGCUGCACCGCGACAACAAGCAGCUGCGCGCCGACAGCGCGGCUGCCGGCGACGUCAAGGACCUGCGCGACCAACUCGACGCCGCCCUCGACGAGGGCGACGACCUUCGCCGCCAGCUCGCCGACGUGCACGACGAGCUCGACGACCUGCGCAACGAGGCCGCCGACAUGCGCCACGACCUUGCCGAUCACGCCGACGAGAGCGGCGUCAGCCUCGAGGGCCGCAGCAGGGGCACCAUCCGGCGACAAGUCGAUCGGCUCGAGCAGGACAACACGUCGCUCCGGUCGCAGCUCGCGGCACAGCUCACCAUGCUCGCGACCCGCAACGAGGAGGCCGACUCGCUCAAAGGCCAAGUCGAGGACCUCAAGGCCGACCUCGCUGCUCUCGAGAACGAGCUCGACCUCGCGCAACGAGUGGCCAAGCGCGCCGACGAGGAGCACGACGACGGCGACCGCGAGGCGCUCGAGAAGGACCUGGACACGCACCGCGACCGGGCAACAUCGCUCGCGCUCGAGCUCGAGGACGUCAAGACGCAGCUCGACGCCAAAGAGCACGAGAUCGAGGACCUGCUGCGCGAGAUCGACGAGCGCGACGACGUGCACCGCGGCGACCUCGAGCAGGUGGCAGAGGAGUGGCGCGAGGAGGUCGAGGGUGCGAGGGAGCGCGAGGCUCAAGCGCGGCAGGUGCUCGAGGAGAAGGAGGGCGAACUGGACGAGCUGAGCGACAAGUUCGAGGCGCUCGUGCAGCAGGUCGCCGACAAGGACGCGCAGCUGCACGCCGAGCAGCAGGAGGUCGACGCGCUCACACACGACCUGCAGAAGCUCGGCGCCCAAGUGUUCCAGCUCGAGGAGGAGCUCGACGACAAGGACCGCCACAUCGAGGAGCUCCAGAACGAGCUCGACGCCGUCGACAAGGACGCCAAGGACAAGGAGUCGGUGCACGCCGAGGUCGUCACGGCCCUCAAGGAGAAACUCGCGUCGUCAAAGGGCCGUCUGUCGGACCUCGCCAUUCAGCACGAGACGGCGACGACCGAGGCGACCUUCCUCCGCUCCAAGGUCGAGGACCUCGCCCUGCGCCACGCCAAGCUCGAGGAGUCGUCCCGCACGGCCCAGGCCGAUGCGCAACGCCUGCGCGACGAGGCGGACGAGGUCAUGCGCGCCCUGCGCAAGGAGGAGGACGAGCGCGAGAUCGUCGAAGCGGAUCUCGCGGCGGCCCGAGCCGAGGCGCACCGCGCAAAGGAGCGGGCCGAGGACCGUGAGCGCGACGUCGCCGACCUCCAGCGAGCGCUCGACGGCCUCGAGCGCAGCACUCGUCACGCCGGCGACGCCGCCAACCACGACCGCUCGGCCCUCGGCGUCGAGCUCGAGCGGGCCAAGCGCGACCUGUCUCGCGCUCAACACGAGCUGGCAGAUGCCGAGGCCGAGAUCGACGCUCGCACCAACCUCGUCAAGGAGAAAGACCUGCGCAUUGCCGAGCUCGAGUCGGACAAGAAGGACCUUGCGGCCCAGCUCGCCUCGGAAACGCAAGACCGUCUCGCCCUCGCGGACAAGCACGACCUUGCCACGAAGACCCUCCGCGAUACGCAGCACGAGCUGUCGUCGGCUCGCGAUCGCCUGCGCUCGGUCGAGAGCCAGCUCAACACGGACCACCGGGCGCUCAGCAAGACCGAGAACCAGUACCGCGACCAGCUCGCCGAGCGCAACACGCUCCUCCUCACCGUCUUCCAGGCCGUCGACCGCCUCGGUGCCACCGAAAAGCGCAAACCGCCCUCGUCACCUGCUCUCGACGCCGCCAAGCCCUUCUCCAACUUCCCCGUCUUUCACGACCGCCUCCUCGACCGCCUACGUGCCGUCAACGGCCUGCAGCACUCGUUUGAGCGCCGCACGCGUGAGCUCGAGAGCAAGUUUGUCGACCAGCUCGAGGCCCUCAAGCGUCAGCAAGAUUCGCGGCACAAGCAGCUCGACCGGUUCGAGGCGGGCCUCAAGAGCGCGACCGAGGCGCAGCGGCAGUGGCGCGCGAGGGUGCAGAGCAAGACGACCGAGCUCGAGGCGGCAAAGGCCGAGGUGUCGUCCCUCCAGGCGCAGCUGCGCAAGAGCUCGCACGGCUCGCCGAGCCUCUCGUCGCCGCGCCCCGGCUCUUCGUCCGGCGGCGCAGGAGAUGCAGCGCUGUCGUCUCGCCUGGCGGCGGCGCAGGCGUCCGUGUCGACGCUCGAGCGCCGGCUCACGGCGACGCAGGCGCAGCUGCGCGACGCCGAGUCGCGCCUCGGCGAGCAGCGCGGCAAGUACGGCGUUGCUGAGGGCAAGUGGGAGGCACGUGUGCGCGAGCUCGAGCAGCGAGUGCGGGCCGCCGAGGAGAAGGUCAAGCGCGAGCGGCAGGGCGCAAAGGAGCGCAUGCAGGAGCUUCGAGGCGAGAGUCAGCGCCUCGAGCACGAGCUGUCGGACGCUCAGCGUCGCGGAACACAGCUCGACGAUGUCCUCCGGCAGCAACAGCAGCAGCAGCAGCAGCGCCAAGCCAGUCGGCCCGAGUCGCGCCAGUCGGCCGCAUAGACGCGCUCCCCUCCCUUGUCGACGAUGCCUCGUUCCCUUUCUCUCUUCGACUUUCCCGCCGUCGCCGUCGUCUGUCUUCCCUGCCCACCCUUGUGCCGCGCCUCGCCGGCUCUCUCCCUCGCCGUGUUGUACUCGGUGUCGCUCGUCUGAAACUAUCUUCCGAGUCUUCGCC